AUGGUUUCUGCUUACCCAAUAGAAAAGAUUCGUAACAUCGGCUUCAUUGCCCACAUAGACGCGGGAAAGACCACUGUCACAGAACGGGUGCUUUAUUUGACUGGCCGCAUUCACAAAGUUGGCGGCGUUGAUGAGGGCACUACGGCUAUGGACUAUAUGCCCCAGGAACGAGAGCGGGGCAUAACGAUUACUGCAGCCGCAACCACCGCUGAAUGGAAAGAGAACCGGGUCAAUAUUAUUGAUACCCCGGGGCAUGUGGAUUUUACUGCUGAAGUAGAGCGCAGCUUGCGGGUUCUGGACGGGGGUAUUGUUGUCCUGGAUGCCGUCGCCGGGGUCCAGUCCCAGUCGGAAACGGUUUGGCGCCAGGCCGACACUUAUAUGGUACCCCGCAUUUGCUUCGUCAAUAAGAUGGACCGUGUGGGCGCCAGUUUUUCGCGAACUAUAGAAUCCAUUAAGCGUCGUCUAAAGGCUAAUCCUGUACCGGUGCAGUUACCCAUGGGCGAGGAAGACGGCUUUAUAGGGGUAAUAGACCUGCUGGGAGGCAGGGCUUCCGUCUACCCGCGGGGGCGCGAUGCAAGUGGCGGCCUCACUCCCCCUGAACAAAUACCAGUACCCGAUGAAUACCAGGAGGCCUACGAAGAGCAACGGCAGGCCAUGAUCGAAAAGAUCGUGGAAACUGACGAGGCUCUGCUUAUCCAGUAUUUGGAAGGUGAGGAGCUAAAGGAAGAAGACCUUCGUUCCGCUCUUCGGGCAGCUACCAUCCAUCGCCAACUGGUUCCCGUGCUUUGUGGCAGCGCUAUAUCCGGAAAGGGUGUCCACCCGCUUCUGGACGCCAUUGUAGAACUUCUCCCCUCUCCGGCAGAUGUCCCACCUGUUGAAGGCAUCGACCCCAAGACUGAAGAGCCUCACCUUCGCUUCCCGGAUGAUAAGGCACCCUUAUCAGCUUUGGCAUUCAAAGUGAUAACAGACCCUUACGUUGGUCGCUUGGUGUUCCUUAGAAUCUAUUCUGGCUCGAUCAAGGCUGGCGGGUCGGUCUUGAAUGUUAGCAAGAAUCAGAGAGAGCGAAUGGGUCGGCUAUUGCACAUGCAUGCCAACCAUCGGGAAGAACUGGAGGUCAUAGGAGCAGGAAAUAUCUGUGCAGCCGUUGGCCUGAAGAAUACCUUUACCGGUGAUACCAUUUGCACUGCAGACAGCGCCUUGAUCCUGGAACCCCCGAAGUUCCCCGAACCCGUCGUCUCCGUCGCCAUAGAACCCAAUUCGAGAGCGGAUCAGGACCGACUCUCCGACGCCCUCCGCAAGCUGUCCGACGAGGAUCCUACCUUCGUAGUCAGGUUCAACGACGAGACGGCCCAGACCGUUAUAUCCGGCAUGGGAGAACUCCAUUUGGAAGUUCUGGUGGAUCGAAUGCGCCGCGAAUUUUCCGUGGAAGCCAAUGUUCGGCAGCCCUCGCGUGUCUUACAGAGAAACGCUGACCAAGGCGAUUCGCAGUGA
This is a messenger RNA of Geodia barretti, 1491 nucleotides long. The record is from the annotation of a GenBank genome assembly. NCBI's taxonomy places the organism in Eukaryota, Metazoa, Porifera, Demospongiae, Tetractinellida, Geodiidae.